GAGUUUGACUGGGCCAUCCAUUGCAACGAAAACGGUUUUCUGUCUCGAGUCUUGUGUGGAUUGUGUUUGUAUUGUGUGUGAUAUUUAUUCAAAAUACGAGUGCGAAUUAAAGUGUUUAUUUGUGUUUUGUGUGAUAAUGGCUAUGGCACUUCAGCCGUCGCCAGCGUGAAUUGAUAAGACUCUAGUGCAGUGAACUUUACGGAACCGCCGCCUCGAGUGCUACCCAACCACAAUGAAAAUGGUGUUGUCACAACGGCAACGGGAGGAGCUGAAUAAAGCAAUCGCCGACUACCUGGGCAGUAAUGGCUACACGGACGCGCUGGAAGCGUUCAAGAAGGAGGCCGAUAUGACCGGCGAGAUGGACCGCAAAUUCGGGGGUCUACUCGAAAAGAAAUGGACCUCGGUCAUUAGGCUACAGAAGAAGGUAAUGGAAUUAGAAUCCAAAUUAUCCGAGGCUCAAAAGGAAUUUAUCGAAGGAGCGCCGACUCGCGCCAAGCGGACGCCUGCGGAAUGGAUACCUCGUCCACCAGAAAAGUUCUGUCUGACCGGACACCGGGCAACUAUUACUAAGGUAAUAUUUCAUCCAGUGUUCAGUUUGAUGGUUUCAUCAAGUGAAGACGCCACCAUUAAAGUAUGGGAGUUUGAGAGCGGCGAGUACGAACGAACCCUGAAAGGACAUACCGACUCCGUUCAGGAUAUCGCGUUCGACCACCACGGAAAGCUGUUGGUGUCCUGCAGUGCAGACAUGUCUAUCAAGCUGUGGGACUUCAACCAAACGUUCGAGUGCGUGAAGACGAUGCAUGGUCACGAUCAUAACGUGUCGUCUGUCGCGUUCUCGCCGAGUGGGGAUAUUGUCUAUUCGGCCAGUCGCGAUAAGACCAUUAAGGCGUGGGAAGUGGCAACUGGAUACUGUAUCAAGACGUACAAGGGUCACCGCGAGUGGGUUCGUAUGGUUCGCGUAUCUCCCGACGGCACAUUGCUCGCCUCCUGCUCCAACGAUCAGACCGUACGAGUCUGGAAUGCGGACACCAACGAAUGCAAGAUGGAGUUGCGCGAGCACGAGCACGUGGUCGAGUGUGUGGCGUGGGCACCUGAAGCUGCGGCCGCGGCCAUCAACGAGGCGGCCGGCGGGGACAACCGGCGCGCCGCACACGCCGGACCAUUCCUCGCCAGCGGCUCGAGGGACAAGUCCGUCAAGAUCUGGGACGUGAGCACUGGCCAGUGCCUGGCGACACUGGUGGGUCACGACAACUGGGUGCGCGGCGCCGCGUGGCACCCGGGCGGCCGCUACCUGCUCACCGCCUCCGACGACAAGACGUUGCGCGUGUGGGACGUGGCGCACACGCGCUGUCUCAAGACCCUAUACGCUCACCAACACUUCGCCACCAGUCUCGAUUUUCAUAGGAGCUUGCCAUACGUGAUAUCGGGCAGCGUUGAUCAAACCGUAAAAGUUUGGGAGUGUCGCUAAGAGCGUUGCCAUUUUAGUAACUUAAAACUCACCGAUGAUAUCUUUAUCAUUAUUUUUUCACACAUUAGCUGAAAUGAGUUGCAAACGCAAUGGUUAAAUCUUUUUUUAUUGGAGACAGGAAUGUGGUUAUUUAUUAAUGAUAUUUCCCCCUACUCAUUGUAAUCUUCUCGUAUACUUGACGAUGCUGUGGCUGCUGGUAUACCAGAAAGCCCAUACAAGCUCACUUCUCUACAUCACAUACCUGAUAAUACAUUUUAGAACGUCACAUUCCAUUAAAUUUAUAAUGGUUCUUAUAAAUAUAAUAGCUAAUAUAAUAUUACCUGAUUGUAUAUAGAGUUUUUGGGAUAAUUUCUGGACGAUGGAGUUGGUACAUAGCAUUUGUCAGGUACUCGAUUAGAAAUAUGAAGUAAGGCAAAAAAGCUGUGUUAUAAUUUAAUAUGUCAUUCUGUUUUAUUUUAUAGUUAUUGUUUAUUAAUAGGCGCGUUUAGAUAUAAUUUUUAUUUAAUAUAAAUAGAAAAUGUUUUUCUUAAAUGUCCCGUUAAGGCAUAUUUGUACCGUGAUUUGUUUUAUUGAUAAUUUUAGUUUUAUUAAAUUUGAUACUGAUGGUUAUUCAUGACAAAGAAUACAUUAAUAUUAUUUCCUAUUUCAUUGAAAUCAUUAUCAUUAAAUAUGCCCCUAAUAAUUGUACAUAUUAAUUAAUAUUGGUCUCUGCUCGACUUGAUGUUCAUUACGUUUGUUUGCAAUUACGCUAACAGCAUUAAUGGUCAUCUAUGGAGACAACGAAUUUGCGAGCAUAAAAGUUUUUUUUUAUUACGCUUCACAGACAAUGUUUGUUAUACAAGCUUUUUCACUAAGAACAUAUUCAUAGACUUAUUUUAAGUUUUGGUAUUUCAAAACUUUAACUAUAAGUUAGAGUGUUUUUUAAACGUUUUUAAAUUAUUUAUUUUAUUUCCAAAUUACAUUUAGUCUUCAAUAAUAAUAACUCAGCUGAGCACCGAGCAUUGAAAUUGCUAGAAUAGUGAUCAUUAUAAUAUUCCUAUUUUAAUUAUUAUAUUUGAACAGCUUACAAUUGUAUUGAAUAAAAAAAAAUUCAUGUAAAUUAAAGUGUGUGAUAUA
Molecule: messenger RNA, 2584 nt
Organism: Diatraea saccharalis (sugarcane borer)
Lineage: Eukaryota; Metazoa; Arthropoda; Insecta; Lepidoptera; Crambidae
Source: the annotation of a GenBank genome assembly